Messenger RNA from Pseudomassariella vexata, 639 nucleotides. Its product is annotated as cytoplasmic manganese antioxidant oxidoreductase. The record is from RefSeq and is a predicted model, not a curated record. Gene Ontology annotation, biological process: superoxide metabolic process. Bases 1 to 639 code for a protein of 212 amino acids. Gene Ontology annotation, molecular function: superoxide dismutase activity; metal ion binding. NCBI's taxonomy places the organism in Eukaryota, Fungi, Ascomycota, Sordariomycetes, Amphisphaeriales, Pseudomassariaceae. The transcript has 2 exons. Gene Ontology annotation, cellular component: mitochondrion.
AUGCCUUACACUCUGCCCAAGUUGCCCUAUGCCUAUGAUGCCUUGGAGCCCAGCAUUUCCAAGCAGAUCAUGGAGCUUCACCACAGCAAGCACCACCAAACCUACAUCACGAACCUAAACAAAGCCCUCGAAACCUCCGCCACCGCUCUCUCACAAGGAAACCUAGCCGACCACGCCGCGCAACUCUCCGCGAUCCGCUUCAACGGCGGCGGCCACAUCAACCACUCGCUCUUCUGGCAGAACCUUUGUCCCGCCUCGUCCGCGGACGCCAAACCCGAGACAGCGGCGCCCACGCUGCAUGCCGCCAUCGCCUCGACAUGGGGCAGCCUCGACAAGUUCAAGGCGGCGUUCACGGCGGAGCUUCUGGGGAUCCAGGGCAGUGGGUGGGGGUGGCUCGUCAAGGAGAAGGGCACGGGACUGUUGCGCAUCGUGACGCUGGCGAACCAGGAGGCGGUCGUGGUGGGUGACACGCCGAUUUUGGGGGUGGAUAUGUGGGAGCAUGCGUAUUACCUGCAGUAUCUGAAUGGCAAGGCGGCGUAUGUGGAGAAUAUCUGGAAGAUUAUCAACUGGAAGACGUGCGAGGCGAGAUUCGUUGGGGGUCGGGAUGAUGCGUUUGUGGCCUUGAAGGCUAACAUGUAA